Homarus americanus (American lobster) is the source of this 2883-nucleotide messenger RNA. RefSeq names its product major facilitator superfamily domain-containing protein 12-like. The record is from RefSeq and is a predicted model, not a curated record. The transcript has 13 exons. Gene Ontology annotation, cellular component: membrane. Bases 925 to 2448 code for a protein of 507 amino acids. Lineage: Eukaryota; Metazoa; Arthropoda; Malacostraca; Decapoda; Nephropidae. Gene Ontology annotation, biological process: carbohydrate transport. Gene Ontology annotation, molecular function: symporter activity.
UGAGAGAUUGGUGGGCUUACAAUACGAGUGAGAGGAGCCGUGGUUAACCCCGUGCGGCAGGUAACCUGAGUGUUGGAGCACCUGAGCUGGUAGUCAUGUGGUGGUGAGGGGGAAGGGGCUUGCUACACAGAGGCCCACCACCACCACUGUCUCGUGACCCAUCUGAUCGUAUAAGAUACUCGUUGUCCAGUGUCUCUCCGUCUCUCUGUCUCAACGCAUCUCUUCGUCUCUCUCUGAUUCUCAAAGUUCUCCUGGAGAUAUAUAGUAAUAAUCUAACUCGAAGAUUACUAAAACUUGUGCAGAAAGACGCCAGUAGAGUGAGUCACAGGUGGUUCUUGACUGCUCGGCCUAGAGUCUGAGUAGGAGGCCUGGAAACGUUGUUGUGAUGUGUCGUGUGGUCAAGACUUUAGCCAAAUUUAAGUGUGGAUAAGUAAACUUUAUUUACUUUUAAAACGAUUUUCCUUCAGAUGGUGAGGAUGUGUUUGAUAUGACACAUAGACAGUUAAUGAACAAACUAUACUGUAUAAGUUAUCGAGAAACAAAAAUGUUGAUAGAAAAUAAACACCAUUUGGAUUACUAUUGUCAUUUGUUCUCCACCGACUAACGAGGAUGUGUAGGUUAAUGGUUGCCUCCUCCUGACCGUCACAAGGACACCUCAAGAUCACCGUGACGCCAGAAAACACCGUAACAAGUCUACCUGGCCGUCACACACACACACACACACACAACAGAUAUAACUCGGCUGUCUGCUACGGUGUCACAACUUGUCCUUCGCUCCGAGAUCUGCCACUGUCUGCCAUUACCUGCAACUUUACUCACCACUGCUACUACUAACACCUCUACACCACCACUAGCACCACCAUCACUAGCACCACCACCACUAGCACCACCACCACUAGCACCACCACCACUAGCACCACUACGAUGGCUCUCACUAGGCAGGUUAAGUUAGCCUAUGGUGUGGGUCAUGUGUUUAAUGACCUGUGUGCCUCCAUGUGGUUCACCUACCUCCUGGUCUAUUUGCAGUAUGUCCUCCAGCUGGACAGGGGCCUCUCAGGGUUUCUUCUACUGAUGGGACAGGUGGCUGAUGCCGUCUCCACACCCCUCAUAGGCCUACAGAGUGACCGAGGCUGCUCCUUCUGCACCUACGGCCGGAGGAAGUCCUGGCAUGCUAUUGGUACCGUGUGUGUGUUGGUCUCUUUCCCGUUUAUCUUCAUCGUGUGUGGGUUAUGCUUCGCUACUCUGGGCUUCGGCUACAUCCUUCUGCUGGGCUUCAUGAUCUGUCUGUUCCAGUUCGGGUGGGCAGCGACGCAGGUAUCCCACUUGGCCCUCAUCCCUGAUCUCACCAACUUGGAGGCUGAGAGAGAUGAACUGAACAUCAUCAGGUACAUCCUCGACGUGUGCAGUGACGUGUUGGUGUACCUGGUGGCGUGGAUCACCUUCGCUGAGGACACAACCACAGCUAACAAGUUCGUCGACCCGGGUGAUGCUUCUAACUUUAAGACUAUCACCAUCACUGUACUGGUCGUGGGAACAUUCUUCUCCGUCUUGUUCCACUUGUUCACCCCCGAGAGAGCCUCCACCAGGACACAAGCAGAAGCCUAUCAGGAGGUGGCGGCAUCUGAGACCCAGGCUGAGACAUCCCCCACCACCAGCACCCCCCAGCAGGAGGAACAACCCGUCAACUCUUACACCGCCCACGUCCGUAUGAUGUGGAAGGACUGGUUGGCGGAGCCCCAAUUUUAUCAGAUCACACUCCUGUACGCGUGUUCCCGCCUGGUGGCCAACCUUGCCAAUAUAUACAUGCCCAUAUAUCUUCAGGAGACCAUACACGCCAGGCAGGAACUGAUCGCCACGGUGCCCCUGGUGAUGAGUCUGUCGGGUGUGGGCGCCUCCUUCCUCCUGCGGUCGCUGAGGAAGUGUAUCGGCAAGAAGGCGUCAGUGGUGGUAGGCAUCGUGAUAGGGUUGGUAGCGGCCACAGUAUCAGCUCUGCCCUGGAUACCGGAGUUUGGGAUGUACAUUGUUGCCAUCCUGUGGGGGACCUCCAGCUCCAUCCUCGUCAUCAUCUCCCUCGCCUUCACUGCUGAUCUUAUAGGCAGGAGCACGGAGAGCUCCGCCUUUGUGUAUGGAUCCAUGAGCUUCGCUGACAAGAUCAUCAACGGUGUGGCUGUGUUGAUUAUCCAGGAGUUGACCAGGGUGUGGUGUAAUGGCACUAACUGCUCCGAUUAUUUCCGACACGUCAUGAGUUUGGGCAUCUUCGUCCCCCUCAUGACCGCCUUCAUCGCCAUCUGCCUCAUUAACCGCCAGAGACUUGGACGAACCCAAAAGCUGCUCCAGGCUGAACGUGAGACGGGUGAAGCAAGUGGCAGUUCUCUCAGCUCAAACUCUAGUGAAUUGCUCCUCUCUACUGGCACUAAUUUGGGCUAUGGUGCCAUUACCAAGGCCUGAGCAGUACAUGAAGGCACCAACCUGGGCUGUGGUGGCAUCAGGACCCGAUUCCUACACAUAACAGAAGACUCUUGUGUUAAGGCACCAGAGUUUAAAUUCUCAAACACUCAUUCCUACGUCUUUAUAUAAGUUCUUCCUUAAGUUUAGACGUGAGAGAGUGUACACAUGUAUGGUGUCGGUGUAUACAACAGCUGCCUCUUGAAGCAUCGCCCUCACCUGCUGCAGCACGAGGAGGAGUGUUGAGUGAUUGCUUCCCUCACCAUAGCCUCUCACCUGCCUGACGUCUCUUACAAUAACUUGCUGUGAUAAGCGUGGCACUUUAACUCCUAUCAAUACCUUGACUUGGACUGCCAUUGUAUACGAGUUCUUGUUUACGAUUUUCUCGACUAUUUCAAUGGUUAUUUUUCAUAGUGAGAUUAAAAAUAUUAUAUAUGA